Messenger RNA from Dictyostelium purpureum, 2904 nucleotides. RefSeq lists its product as uncharacterized. Gene Ontology annotation, biological process: microtubule-based movement. The coding region runs from base 1 to 2904 and encodes 967 amino acids. Gene Ontology annotation, molecular function: microtubule motor activity; ATP binding; microtubule binding. NCBI's taxonomy places the organism in Eukaryota, Evosea, Eumycetozoa, Dictyosteliales, Dictyosteliaceae. The transcript has 3 exons. The record is from RefSeq and is a predicted model, not a curated record.
AUGUCAAGUGUAAAUAUACGUGUCUUUACUAGAUUCAGACCUAUGAAUGAUAGGGAAAAGGCCCUAAAAGAAAAUCAACAAAUUAUACAAUUCCCAGAUGAAACCCAGGUUGUAAUUAACUAUCAAGGAGCACCCAUUCCAUUCACUUUUGAUAGGGUUUUCCCACCUGAUAGCACACAAGAAGAAGUUUUUAAUUCACUUAGUGAUACAAUUACAGAUGUUUUAAAAGGUUAUAAUGGUACAAUUUUUGCUUAUGGUCAAACUGGUAGUGGUAAAACUUAUACAAUGAAUGGUCCAGAUGAUAAGAGUGAUGUGGAACAAUUAGGUAUUAUUCCAAGAGCUAAUAAUUUAAUAUUUAAUAGUAUUGCAGAAGAUACUACAAAUUCAGAAUUUACAAUAAAGUGCUCAUAUCUUGAAAUUUAUAUGGAGAGUAUUCAAGAUCUUUUAAAUCCAAAGAAUAAUAAGAAUUUAAAAAUUCGUGAAUCAAAAGCUAUGGGUAUUUACAUUGAGGGUUUAGCAGAAGAGUUUGUGGCAUGUGAGGAAGAUGUUAUGGAUUUAAUGGAAUUAGGUGACUCAUCACGUUCUGUUGCAAAGACAAACAUGAAUCAUCGUUCAAGUCGUAGUCACAGUAUUUUAAUUUUAACAAUUGAACAAAAAUCAACUGAUGGUAGUAAAAAGAGGGGAAAAUUAAAUUUAGUAGAUUUAGCUGGUAGCGAGAAAGUUUCAAAAACUGGUGCAGAGGGUCAAACAUUAGAGGAAGCUAAAAAGAUUAAUCAAUCACUCUCUUUACUAGGUAAUUGUAUCCAUGCUUUAACCGACUCAAAGAGAGAUCAUAUUCCAUUCCGUGAUUCUAAAUUGACCAGAUUGCUUCAAGAUUCACUUGGUGGUAAUACAAAGACUACCCUUUUAGUAACCGCUUCACCCCAUUGUAAUAAUGUUGAAGAAACCAUUUCCACUUUAAAGUUUGGCGCUCGUGCUAAAACUAUCAAAAAUUCUGUUAAAGUUAAUCAAGAAAAGAGCGCUGCAGAAUUACAAAUUAUUGUUAACGCAUUAACUAAGGAAUUGAAUACCUUAAAAGCCUAUUCAAUCUCUUUAGAAAAUUUAGUAAAUUAUUUUAAAUCACCUUCAUACCAACCAGGCCAAUCAAUUCCAAAAGAGUUGGAACCAAAUAAACAAAAUCUAUUAUUAUUACAGGCCCAACAACAACAACAAUCACAACCAUCAACAGCAAAUGGUGUCAGUGGUGGAAUACCACCAUUAAGACCAAGAUCAACAACCCCAACUCCUCAAUCAUCUAGAUUAAGUUCAUCAUCAACAGCAAAUAACAGACAUUCAGUUGCUAUUACUGGUAGCCACUCAUCUUCAGGUAACACUACACCAACACAUGGUUUAACUUCAUCAAUGUCAUCGUCAUCAUUAAACUCACUUGCAUCAGAUGAUUUUAGUAUUGAAGAUGAUCAAAAUGGUUUAUUUAAUCCAUUAGCAGUCGUCGAAAUGUCAAUGGAAAUAGAAAAGAUGAAGGAAGAAACUCAAUUGUUAAUCGAUAAAUUUAAAGAUGAAAUCUCUGAAAUUACAAUUAAAUAUGAAUCGGUCCAAGAUGAACUUAUGCAAGCCAGAGUCCAAUUGGAUCAGACAAAAGAACAAGCAGAGCUAACUCGUUCAUCAUUUGUAAAAGAACAGUCAGCACUCAAAGAAAGUGAACGUAAUUUAUCAUUAGAUGUAAACUCUAAAGAUCAAAAGAUUCAAGUUUUAAUUCAAAAAAUUGAAGAUCUUCGACUUUUAGCCUCUCAAGUUAUACAGUACUUGGAAAGAAAGAGGUCAUCCGACGAUUUUGAUAUGGGUGUUUUAUUAAACUCACAAAUCAGCAGCUCUGGUCCUCUUAACUCCUCAUUUAUUGAUGAGGGAACCUAUGAAGAUGACAUCAACAUUGAAGAUAUUAUUAGAUACCUUUCAGAAGAAGAAGUACUUUCUAUGCAAAUUAAAAUUCAAUUACAAAACAAGGUACAUCAAUUAGAACAAAAGAUUAACCAAGUGGUCCAAGAAUUAAAUUCAGCAGAGCAAUCAUUAAACUCAUCCAUUAUCAAUUGCCAAAAACUAGAAUCUGAAAACUCAAUAAUUAAACGUAAAUUUAAAUCAAUGUUUUCUUCAAAUAAUAGCAGUAGUAAUAAUGGUUCAAUGUUAAAAUUAGAAGUUUCAACAGAACAACCAAAUCAAGAUCCAAUGUCACCAAGUCCAAUUUACACUUCGCCAAUUAAAGAAAAUAAUAUUCAAGAAAAUGGUGCAACAACAGAAAACGAAGAUAUUAACGACAGUAGUAUUAUUAAUGAUCAAGAUAUGCAAGGAUUCAAUGAUGAAUUUGAACAAAAAUUAAUCGAGGAGUCAUCAAAAACUAAAGAGCUAGAAUUAAAAUUACAAAAUGAAAUUAAAUUAUUAAAAUUACAAAAUGAAAAAAAUAAUGAAGAAUUAAAUAAAGCCAAAGAUGAAUUAUCAAUUAAAAGUGCAUUAUAUCAAAAUCAAAUUUUAAAUCUACAAAAUGAAAAUCAAACACUCCAAAAUAAACUAUCACAAGAAAAACAACAUAAACAAUCAUCACAAUCACAACAAUUAGAUAUUGCAAAUAAAUUAAAUGAAUUAAUUAAAAAAUCAGAGACAGAAUCCGAAGAAUUUAGAAGUGAAAGAAAACUACUUUUAGAUGAAAUUGGUGAAUUAAAAGAAAACCUAAAUGAAAUGGAAUUAAAGACUCAAGAUUUACAAGACCAGUUAACUUCAACUCAAAGAUUAUUAAAUAGUAGACGUGCCGUUAAAAUUGUAAGAGGUGGUGCUGAUUCUUUAAAAACUGCUUUAUCUGCAAAGGUCGAGUUUGGUCAACAUACUUUAAAAAAGACAGGAAAAAGUUUAUUUUAG